Messenger RNA from Brassica napus (rape), 1047 nucleotides. Its product is annotated as proline--tRNA ligase, cytoplasmic. Gene Ontology annotation, cellular component: aminoacyl-tRNA synthetase multienzyme complex; cytoplasm. Bases 78 to 734 code for a protein of 218 amino acids. The transcript has a single exon. Gene Ontology annotation, molecular function: ATP binding; proline-tRNA ligase activity. The record is from RefSeq and is a predicted model, not a curated record. Gene Ontology annotation, biological process: prolyl-tRNA aminoacylation. NCBI's taxonomy places the organism in Eukaryota, Viridiplantae, Streptophyta, Magnoliopsida, Brassicales, Brassicaceae.
UUUGACGAUUUCGGCCAUCAGAAUCCCCCUGUUUUCUUGUAGUGUCGUGGGGUUUAAGUACAAGAUCGAUAGGAGUGAUGGCUAUGACACAUGGAGAUGAAAAAGGGGUUGUGUUACCUCCAAAAGUGGCACGUUAUCAAGUAGUUGUGGUCCCUGUCCCUUUCAAAGGUGUUGAUACCAAAAGGAUCUCUCAAGAGUGUCAAGCUGUUAAAACCGCCUUGCAAGGUGCUGGAGUCCGUGCUUUAGUAGAUGAGCGAGACAACUAUGCUUGUGGCUGGAAGUAUGCAGACUGGGAGAUGAAAGGUGUUCCUUUGAGAAUCGAACUCGGUCCUAGAGAUUUGGAAAAGAAUCAGGUGAGAAUGGUGAGGCGCGACACUGGAGCGAAGAUGGAUGUGUUGAGAGUGGACUUGGUUGAGAAAGUCAAGGAAUUGUUGGAAGUAAUACAGAGAGACCUCUAUGAUGUGGCUAAGAGAAAGCUUGAAGAAUGCAUUCAAAAAGUUGAAACUUGGGAUGAGUUCAAGGAAGCUCUGAGACUGAAGAAGCUGGUUUUAGCUCCAUGGUGUGAUGAAGUUGAAGUGGAGAAUGAUGUGAAAGAGAAUACUAAGGGUGAAAACGAAGCAGGAGCUAAGACUCUAUGUACUCCCUUUGAUCAGCCUGAACUAAGAGAAGACACUCUGUGCUUUGCAUCAGGAAAACCAGCCAAGAAGUGGACCUAUUGGGGAAGAAGUUACUAAGCUAUGUUUAGGAUUCAAUGUCGUCUUUACUACUAACACGGGUUAUUGGGAGAUGAAUUUGUAUAAAAUUUAUGAAUUUUAAAAGUUGAUUGAUUUAAAAAGUUAUGCGGAUUGUGAAAAUUUAUAUAGAUUGACUUAUGAAAUUUGAUCAUAACUUUUUUAAAUUAGUAAAGAUUUUCAUCAAUUUGUAUUACAUUUUAUCCUAUCAUUCUUUUUGUCAAGUAAAUAUAUAUAUAUUUUUUCUAAAUCAUUUGAAUGAUUCUUUAUUUUUUUCUUUUAAAUUUAAAAAAAAAACUAAAAAAUUGGGCAAUUC